Cryptococcus amylolentus CBS 6039 is the source of this 1056-nucleotide messenger RNA. RefSeq lists its product as hypothetical. The coding region runs from base 1 to 1056 and encodes 351 amino acids. NCBI's taxonomy places the organism in Eukaryota, Fungi, Basidiomycota, Tremellomycetes, Tremellales, Cryptococcaceae. The record is from RefSeq and is a predicted model, not a curated record. The transcript has 4 exons.
AUGUCCACACCGUCCCAAGGAGCGUCUUCUGUAGAAGACAGAGACGACUCCACAGCCAUCGCCCGCUCGCUGGCAGCACGCAGACGCCGGUCCCUCGCGUCGUUGCUGCGCGACUUUCGGACCCAACGCCAAGAACAGCAGAAACAGAUAUCCGGCUCGAGGAGCACAAGAGUGGAUGAAGAGUCGGGAGAGGAGAAUCUGUCCGAGGAGGAAGGGGAGGAACAGCCUACAAGAUUCGAUACCAUCGAUUUUGAAGCCUUCCAAAGGGCUGUUGGAGACCCGGUCAAGAUUGAGGGGCAGGAUGGGCACGUCAUUGACCCUGAAGCUAUCAAAGAUGAUAUGGAGUUGGAAUACGUGUGGGACGUGCUAUUCGAGAAUCAACGAGGCACCUACCUGUUGGGCACGGCCUACUAUUCUUCAAAAGUUCUACUACCAUUGGACCCAUCUCCCUUUACUCGUCCCUCGGGACCCAUCCCUUCAGCCUCCUCCUUCUCUGUCAAAGGCAAUCAGAAUGGUAAUGGUUCCACCCGCGCCAUCUCUCAAGAACCCCAAGCGGAGAGUCGCAAAGAUAGAGAGCCACCCGCUCAAUCCAACAAGACUUCCUACACCCUCGACACCUUCCAGCCUCCUCUUCCAGACUGGGAGUACCUAACCCCCUGGCUUGUCAACAUGCGGGAAGGCACAGAUGAGCUGGGCUGGCGGUACAAUGCGUGGUUCAAAAAGCAAGGGUGGAAGAGUCAUGCCGGAAACAUGGGUUGGUUGGGAUGGGUGAGGAGGAGGGAAUGGGUGAGACUGAGGAGGGUCAGGGAGAGGACGAAAUUAGGGCCCGACAUGCCAGACUCGGCCCUGCAGGCUGAACGGAGGGAGAAGAAGCUGGGACAGGUGCUUUCGGGGAGCAAAGCACAGAAUGUGUGCAACAUCUUGAAGGCAUUUGGGAGCCUGACCUUGGACAGGGAGCGCCUCGAGCUAUGGCAGAAGUGGCUGGACAGGUCCAAAAAGGACUCCGAGACGUGGAUUAGGUUGGAGGCCAUUUGCCAGGACGAAGAAGCCAUUUAA